GUGAUGAUGACCGAGACGGGCCCAUGCCUGGUGGAAGUCAACAGCCGUUGUCAUGGAGCCAACGGGUCAUGGAUGCCAUUGGCGCUGGCUCUCACAGGUUACACACAGGUGGAGGCUUGCGUAGACGCCUUCAUGAACGCAGAGGCAUUUGAUCGACUUCCUCAUGCACCCCCUGAUUUUAUGGCGUUCGGAAUUUUGGCCAUGCUGCUCUCCUACCAUGAAGGGCAUGCGGAAUCCACAUGUUUCGACAAGGUUCGGGAGCUCCAGUCUGUGGUCUUCCUGGAAGAACAAAUGUCUGCUGGCCGUUGGGUGAAAAAGUCGACUGACAUGCCCAGCCUCAUCGGCAUGUGUGUCUUGGUGCACGCUGAUCCCACAGUAGUGGCGAGAGAUUUGGAAGCCAUUCGUGAGAUGGAGCAGGAGGGUUCUUUGUAUGUAUUGGCCGACUAA
This is a messenger RNA of Cladocopium goreaui, 447 nucleotides long. The record is from the annotation of a GenBank genome assembly. NCBI's taxonomy places the organism in Eukaryota, Dinophyceae, Suessiales, Symbiodiniaceae.